AUGGCGGAGUCCUGGAGCGGCAUUUGUCACCAGUGUGUGAGCACGGUAGCGGCUGUACCUGCGUCAAUUCUGCUCGUUGCGUUUCUCUCCACGGGGCUUGGUUUGUUUGUCCUGGUGAGUCGUACCCUCCGCGCCGGUCCUGCGACAGCUGCGCAGAUCGAGCUGUGUGACGCUGGCUGCCGUGCCAAUUCAUUGAGGACUCAACAUCACUAUUUUGCUCAUACUGACCUAUCCUUCUUGCAGUUCUACCUCUUCGUCUCCUUCGUCGCGCCAGUCCCGCGAAAGCCCCUUCCCGAAGAAAAGAAGUACAAGACCCUCUCCAAAGAUGGAGCCAUCACAACCCCCGAGAAGCUCCCCUGCUGGCUCGACACCCUCAAAUCAUUGAAAGAAACCCGCCCAACCGAAAAACACGUAUCCAUCGAACCAGCCGAGCUAUUCAUGUCCGUCGUUGUCCCCGCCUAUAACGAAGAGGACCGACUCCCGGGCAUGCUCGAAGAAGCGGUCAACUACCUGGAACACAUGUACGGGACAUUAGGCAAGUCGAACGGGGCAGACGCGGUCGAAACUCGGUCGAUGCGCAAGCGGAAACCGAACGACGACUCAUCGAACGGUCAUGCCACGGGCUCGGCAUCGGACCGAGGAUGGGAAAUCGUUAUUGUCUCCGACGGCUCGACGGACCGCACUGAGGAGGUGGCUUUCCGCUUUGCGAAGGAUCACCAGCUAUCGCUCCAUCCAAAGGGGAAUGCGGGGCCCUGGACGCCGCAGGUCCACGAAGGCGUUCAUAUCCCGCCUGGCACUAUUCGUGUUGUGAGCUUGACUCAUAAUCGGGGGAAAGGCGGUGCCGUGACGCAUGGGAUGCGCCAUGUUCGGGGACGGUAUGUAGUUUUUGCGGAUGCGGACGGUGCGAGUAAGUUUGGGGAUCUUGGUAAGCUGGUUACAGCUUGUCAGGAGAUUGAGGAUGAGGAUGGUCGUGGGGUGGCUGUUGGUUCGCGGGCCCAUAUGGUGGGCAGCGAGGCUGUUGUCAAGCGAUCCAAGUUGCGCAACUUCCUCAUGCACUCCUUUCACUUGAUUCUGUGGCUCAUGACGCCGCCCAAGACGGCCACCGUCAAGGACACACAGUGCGGAUUUAAACUCUUCUCCCGCGCCGCACUGCCCUACAUCGUGCCAUACAUGCACUCCGAAGGCUGGAUCUUCGAUGUCGAGAUGCUCAUGCUGGCCGAGUUCGCCCAGAUCCCCGUCGCCGAAGUCCCCAUUGGAUGGCGCGAGGUCACGGGCAGCAAGCUGAAUGUCAUCUAUGACAGUAUAGGCAUGGCGUGGGGGUUGGCGGUCCUCCGGGCCGCCUGGUCUCUGGGCGUGUAUAGACAGAGAUGA
Penicillium argentinense is the source of this 1371-nucleotide messenger RNA. RefSeq names its product dolichyl-phosphate beta-glucosyltransferase. The coding region runs from base 1 to 1371 and encodes 456 amino acids. The record is from RefSeq and is a predicted model, not a curated record. NCBI's taxonomy places the organism in Eukaryota, Fungi, Ascomycota, Eurotiomycetes, Eurotiales, Aspergillaceae. The transcript has 2 exons. Gene Ontology annotation, cellular component: endoplasmic reticulum membrane.